Bactrocera tryoni is the source of this 4612-nucleotide messenger RNA. RefSeq lists its product as uncharacterized. Lineage: Eukaryota; Metazoa; Arthropoda; Insecta; Diptera; Tephritidae. Gene Ontology annotation, biological process: sleep; positive regulation of voltage-gated potassium channel activity; regulation of synaptic transmission, cholinergic. Bases 801 to 1307 code for a protein of 168 amino acids. The record is from RefSeq and is a predicted model, not a curated record. The transcript has 5 exons.
GCGUAAUAUGGGUGACAGUGUUGAAGGGGUUGCGCUUAUUCGUCGUUGCCGCUUCGUUUUCGCCAGCUGCAUUGUGGUGUCUUAGCUUACGAACGUUCGUGUGCAUGCGAAACCGUUAGUCAGCGUCCAGUAUGAGAGUCGUUUGUCGGUUUUUCGGUUUUCGGCGCAACACAAACUAUGUAUUUGAGCCUUAACUAGUUCAGUGCGAGAUGUCGGCAUAACAGAACGUCAAAUAAUCAAACAGCCAGUCAGUGAGUCAGUUAGUCAGUGAGCCAGCAAGACCGCGUUGAAAAGUCCGUGUGACAGUGAGUUGGUGUGUCAGUUGCCGCCGAAAAGCCAAGCCAGUUAAGCUAAGUAGCAGAGUAGCCUGCGUGGCCGAGUCCAAUUAUUGUACCUGUGUAUGAGACGUGCCCCGAUUUGUGAUUUUAUUUCGAAGUGACAAAGUUUUGCUUCACACCCAUUAACUGCGUGUUUUAAGUGAACUCUUAAAAAAACAAAAACGAAAACAAAUAAUAGUAAUCAGCAAGCAAAAUAACAUAGCAAAAAGCAAUACGGUAAUAAUUAAAAUAAUAAAAUAAUUGAAACUAACCGAAAGUAUCAACUAUUAACCAAAACAAUUUAACUAAAAGUUCUUUUAGCGAACUACAUUCGAAACUAAACGCGUAGCGAACAACAACAAUAGUUCUGUUUUUAAUCCUCUCCAACAGUUUUUUGUUAAUCUCGUUGUUGUUGUGAAUAAAUCGAUAAUUGUAUAAUAUCAAAACCACAAAAAGCAAAAAAAAAAAAAAGAAACAAGAAAAAUGUCACCACUAAUGGAACGAACACUGCUGCUCUUGGGCAUCCUUUGCUGUUUACAAGCAACCACUGCGCUGAUGUGUUACGACUGUAAUAGCGCCUACGAUCCCAAUUGCGGUGAUCCGUUCGAACCCUAUACCUUGGGUAAGGUGAACUGCACCCAGCAGGAGGUUAAGGAACAUCUUAAGGACAAAUACACCAAACCUAUGCUCUGCCGUAAGACAACACAAAAGGUUUAUGGCAAGGUGCGCGUGGUGCGCGGUUGCGGCUACAUACCCGAUAAGAGCGAUGAUGGCUUGUGCAUGAAACGCUCCGGCACACAUGACGUGCAGGCAAUCUAUUGUGCGUGCACAUCUGAGCUGUGCAAUCAUGCCGCCUCCACAUUGUAUCAGAACAACAAUCAUCCCAUACUAUCGGCAUUACCCUAUACAUUAGCAGCGUUCUUUGUUUGGUUUGCCACAUUUUCGAGUCAUUUCAAUAUCAAUGCUUUUGGUGCUGUGCAAAUUUCAUAAAUAGUACGAGAUAUACAGAAGCCUACACGCAUAUAUAGUAGAAAUAAAUAAGCAUACAUACAUACAAGCAUACAUGCAUACAUACAUACAUAUGAUAGAUGUGUAUAUGUGUAUUAAGGAAAUGAAGUCGCGACGUUUUCAUUUUACCACUUUAAGUUUGGAAAGUCAUAACAGAGUCAUACACACACACACCCCAGAACACACACAUACACACAUGCAUUGCAUAAUUCAAGCGAAAUAGAGCAAACAAAACGCAAGUAAAAGCAGAAGUUGAUUGGGAAUAAAGAAAGAAAAGGAAAGCGCAACCAACACUUAACGGUUAAAAAUAGCAUGGAACAAAAGCUAACGGAUGUUAAAGCAGUUUAAAGGAGAGCGACGCAGCCUAGCUGAAGUAGCAUGUGUUGCAUAAGCAGACAAAUGAAAUCAGCACACUUGAGAUUGCAUAACCACAUUUAAGCUAAAAUAAAGAAAUAAACUAAAUUAAUAGAAAUUAAUACGAAAAACAGCGAUUUGUUCAACUAAAACCGAAAGCAAGCAUCUUUACUGUAUAUGUUGCCCCUAAAAGUAUGCUAAUAAAAAUAUUUUUCGUUCGAAGACAAUGCAAUUGACAAGGCCGGAAAAAAUUGCUGUUGAAAGCAGGUUAUGUUACAAUUAAGGCAAACCACGCGAAUAAAUGUGCGCGCCAGCGCUGCUGCGUAUGUAUGUGGCUGUUAUUAAACAAUACGCAUACAUAUAUAUGUAUAUACAUAAUUAACUUACUUAUACAAAUAUGUCAUUUAAGUUAUUAGGAAGAUAACAAAAACAAAAACAUUAGAAAAAAAAUCAAAUACAAGGAAAACAAAAACAACUGCCGUCACAUGUCUUGCGAAGAAGUAUUCGAAAUUUUUAAUAAUAGUUUCACAGUGUAUAUAUGUAUGUAUGUAUACUAUAGUGCUAAAUGUAACCAACACAUGCUGACACUAACGACGUACGUCAUAAAUAUCUAACUGCGUAUGAAAGUGUAAAGUGUUAUGUAGUAGUUGCUUUGUAAAAAAAAAUUAAAUAAGAAGAAUUAUAAUUUUUUUUUAAAUACUUCACAUGAAAUUGUGUUUGCAGCGUUAUUGAAGCAGGAUAUGGUGCUUAAGGAGUUAUAUCCACUUGAAAGUAAGAAAAAAAAGAGUUUUUUUUGUGUAUUUUGUUUAGAGAGGCAUUUACUUAAAUAAACUAAUUAACAUUAGUAAUGUACAUUAACGGAAUUUAAUGUACCUUAAUAAGCGGUUAUCAAUUUUGAAAUUUUUUUUUCUCUUGAACCCGUCGUUGAUCUCCAAGAGAACAUCCGAAAAAGCUGUCUGGCGCUGAGGAAGAUUUUGCUGCUUAAAAUUAUCCAAAGUUCAAGAAUCGAAGAAAAAAUAUUAUUACAAUAAAUGAAUGCAGUUAAUGAUGGCAGGAAUGGUGAAAAUUUAGAUUUUUGAAAAAAUUGGUGGUUUCUUUAAAAAUAUAUAUUUUUUUAAACUCACUUCGAAGUGUCUAAAAAAUCGAAAUUAUCAUCAAAAAUCUCAUUACUUCGAUUAUUAUAUAGUAACAUAUAUAAAUAAUAUUUCUUGAAAGGUCAUGUAAUCGACUACAAGUCGGUCGAUCUAGCCGUUUUGGAGAAAUUUUCCGCACCAACUCUGAAAAAGUCUCUUUUGGUGAAAUAAUUUACACUUCAGAGUAGUUUAAAGAUCGAUUAUUUAAUAUAAACAUCUUAUUCCUUCCACCGUUAUAUAGUAAAAUAUAUAAGUAAUAUAUCUUGAAAGGUUAUGUGAGACCACAAAUCGGUCAAUCUCGCCGUUUUAGAGAAAUUUUCCUUACCAACUAUUAAGUAGCAUCUCGCGAAAACGCGUUUAAAGUUUUGGCUGCGAUUAUUACAAAUACGCUCAUAUCUCCUAAACUAUUUUCCAAAUCAAUAAUAAAUUUUCGGAAAAUACCCUCAAAUAUCUGUACCUUCGAUAACUAUGCAAAAAAUUUAUGCAUAAAAAAAGUCGAUUUUUUUCAGAUUCACAAGUGGAUAUAGCCCCUUAAAACCGAGUUGUUUUUGAAAAAUGCAAGAAAAGUGUACGCAAACUUCUUAAAUACUUUAUAAAUAGUGUGUGUUAUAACGUACAGUACUUUCUAUACAACGCCACCACGUUGGAAACACUAAGCUGCCAACCACUGUUGUAUAGUCUUAACAUAACAUUGAGAUGUUACUUUAACAGUUGCAAGUAAAUAAGAAAUACUUAAAAUAACUGCAUAUAAAAUGUAGCUUAGCAAAAAUGCAUUAUGAGUGUUAGUAGCUAACUCGCAAUGCAACACUAGUCUCACUCAUAAGCUACAUAAUCUAACAUUUGUUUUAACAGUAAAAUAAUAUUUUCUUCUAAACACGAUUUUGCUGCAUUAUUGCAAUAGUUAUAGCAACAUAUGUAGUUCAUAUGUAUAUGCCUUAGUUUUUAGCUAUACUUCCAUUAUUUGCAUACUAUAUAACAGUUAAAUACUGUAAUAUUUUGGCAGAAUCACACAGAGUUGGCGUUUACACAUGCAGCUGUAUGUGACACAACUAAAAGGCAGUCCUUAUGGUAAGGCAACAGUAUAAGAACAGUUAAGCGUAAAAAAUUUGUAAAUUUAGCAAAUGUAAUAAAUAAAUCACUUAAAAAAUAUAGGGACUUAAUGAUUUAAAGCAGCUAACUACCAUAUAAAGCCCAAAACACUAGUAUUCAAUCCAAAUACAACGCAUACAACAACAAAUUAUGCAAAUGCAAUUAAUUUAAAUACAUACAAAUGCGCUCCAUACUGCAAAAAACAUAUACACGCUUACAUACUUACACAGUUACAUAUGUGAAGCAUAUAAAGCUAGUGAAAUAAAUCGCCUAACAAAUUAUAUAAAAAAAAUCUGUCAUGCCUACAUAAAUUUACAUAUAAACAUACACGAACUUACACAUACUCAAUAUUUAUAUUAUAUGCAUAAAACCGCAAAUUUUGUCCAGAAAAAAAUUCAAAUAUUAAAAAUAAAAAAUAACUGUCAUAAAGCAAUUAAAAACGUAUAUAAUUUAGUACGCAAGCAACACGCUGCGUAAUGAAAGUGAACAUGAACCUUUAUUAAUUUCCAUAAAGAAGAACAUAAUAUAGUUAAUAUACAUACAUAUGUAUAUGUAUGUAUGUAAUGAGUAUAAGCUUAAUGAAAACAUACUUAUAAACGAAGGUGUAUGAACAAAAUGCUGCGCAUAAUAUUAGUAUUUAUAACGACACUCAUCGAAAAACAACAACACGUACACAACUUAUUAUUACUAUACAGUGAAGCGAAAAAAAAA